AUGUCUGAAAUUCACACAAAAUCACAGCCAAUUGAGCCUAUCAGAGGCAAUUCUUUACAAUUUCUCCCCAAGCCUAUUCCGCCAAGAAAGAAACCAACAGAUAAGACAAGGAUUAUUUUUACACAGCACUUGCAGCCAUCAAAAGGAGAUUUAAAUGUGUCGAUUGAUGAAGAUCUCAAAAUCGAACUGGAUGUCUCACGCUCCAGAAAAUCUAGCAUAGAUUGAGGUUCACCUAUAACAGACACCCCAAGAAAUAGCAGUUUCAAUACAGCAUCUUCUCCAGGAAAACCCAAAAUAAAAGGGGUUAAAUAUUUAGUGCCAGCACUUGGAGAUUCUCAUAUGAUUAAUGAUGAUGAAGGCGAAGUUGAGCUUGGCAUUUUCUGUAUAAAUUGUCAAGAAAUGGUUCCUGAGAGCCUCAUAGAAAGUCACUCAGCCAGCUGUGUCAGAAUCACAGAAGCAGUUUCAAGAGCUGAUACUUUAGGAGACCUUGAUAGUCUUAAGCUGAGAAUAGAAAAAAUGGAUGAGUUUUUAGAAAAUAAAGACAAAGAAACAAUCUAUCGACCUUCAGAAAGAAAUAUUAUUGCAGUACUAAAACGGCUAUGUAAAAAAUUGCUAGACAGUAAUAUUGCGAAUAACAAAGAUUCAAGCUCAGAAGUCAUGAAAUUAAUUAAAUCUAUGCUGGAAAAUUUCAAAGGCUCUUUAUCUUUACGAAUUUACAGUGAAAGGCUUUUGACCAUUUCGAAAGAGCAACUUGAAGCUUUAGAUAAAAUUGAGAAAAUUGAUAUAGAAGCAAAAAUGAAAGAAGUUGAACAACUGAAAGCACAAGUAAAAAUUUUCAAAGAAAGAGCUGAAACAAUACAAAGGACCAUUUUCAAAACCAACCCUACAGGAUUAAAACUUGAUUUUGGGCAGCUUGAAGAUGUAAAUAGUGAUUUCAGCAGCGGGAAAACCUUAAGCUCAUGUCAAUCAUUUAGGUCGCUAGUAAGUGAUGAGAGAAAAUCAGAAAUUGAUUUGCCUCCAGAUUUUAACGACACAGAAAACCUUGAUUUUCCUAUAGGAAAUUCUCAAGAAGAGCUGCAAAAAUAUUUUUAUUCACAAUGUCUAGCCUUAAAACUGAAAUAUAAUUCUAGAGAGCUGGUUAAGCUGAUACCCACUUCAAAACUUUAUGAAAAAGCGGUUGAAGAAAAAAUUCCUGUUGAAGAUUGAGUGAAUUUUAUUGAGGAAGAGCUCAAACAUCCUGAUAAAUGGGUAAAAAAGCAGUCAAAAAGAUCAAGAAGAUCCCAGCCGACCAAUGGAAAUAAAAAAUUCCAGUCAUUCGAAACUAUUGCCGAGGAGGAUGUAUAA
Molecule: messenger RNA, 1344 nt
Organism: Blepharisma stoltei
Lineage: Eukaryota; Ciliophora; Heterotrichea; Heterotrichida; Blepharismidae
Source: the annotation of a GenBank genome assembly